AUGACUGGGAGGCGAAAGGAAGUACCAGGAAUGAGCGAAGGGGGCGUUUACAGCGGAGAAGAGUCCACUGACAACUGCUUGAGGCCGUCUCGAAGGCACUCAAGCCCAAGUUGUCAACACGGGGCAAAAUUAUUCGAGGUUUUCGCGUCUAUCGCGUGCGGUAGGAGGGGACGCGCCGGGCCAGCUGGGGACCGGAGCCGUCAGGGGCCUCGCGCGCGACAGCCCAGGCAAGGGGCGCAGGGAGGAGAAGGCUGCAGGCCCCACACUCACGGUGGCCGCUCCCAGUCACACUCCGAUUACGCUCGGCGCCCGAGCCCCACCACACCGCUGGGACCCUUCCCCACCUGUGCCCCGCGGACGACUCUCGGCGCUUCCGAAAACGUCACGUCCGGCACCCGCCCCGCCCCGCCCCCUGCCGCUGGUCUGGGACUUACGUUCUCCAGAACUUAG
Molecule: messenger RNA, 450 nt
Organism: Rangifer tarandus platyrhynchus (Svalbard reindeer)
Lineage: Eukaryota; Metazoa; Chordata; Mammalia; Artiodactyla; Cervidae
Source: the annotation of a GenBank genome assembly